Daldinia childiae is the source of this 945-nucleotide messenger RNA. Its product is annotated as putative lipase class 2 protein. Gene Ontology annotation, molecular function: lipase activity. NCBI's taxonomy places the organism in Eukaryota, Fungi, Ascomycota, Sordariomycetes, Xylariales, Hypoxylaceae. Bases 1 to 945 code for a protein of 314 amino acids. The transcript has a single exon. Gene Ontology annotation, biological process: lipid catabolic process. The record is from RefSeq and is a predicted model, not a curated record.
AUGCCAUCUAUAAAAUUAAGUGGCUUUUUAUUAGCCCAGUUUCUUUUAUCGCUGGGUACGAACGCUCUCCCGAGCGCAUCCCGUAUUAGUAAUGAUGAUGUUCGGGAUCUCGGCCGGCGCGGUCUUGGCUUUGAUACAGAUACGCCGGAUAUCCUAAGAUUUAGCGAAUUAUAUGGCGCACCCGAAAACAACUUCGACUGCAAGAGCGACCGGAAUCCCGUCAUCAUGCUCCACGGGCUUUCAGCAAACCGCCAAGUCGAUCUCAACAUGCUUCAAUGGGAGCUUAAUAGGCGCGGUUACUGCACAUUCUCGCAGACUUACGGUGCUUGGAGUCUAGUACCUUGGAUUGGUGGACUUAAAUCAAUGUCGGAAUCAGCGAAGGAGAUCGCUAGCUUUGUGAAAGAAGUUAAGGAUAAAACCGGCGCGGAAAAAGUCGAUAUUGUUGGUCACUCUGAGGGUGGUGUUCAAGCCAUCUACGUACCAAUGACACAGGAUGGUAUCUCGGAUAUUGUGGAGCAUGUGGUUGCAUUGGGACCAGCUAUUCAUGGUGCAAAGUACUUCGGCUUUACCGAUCUGUGGUACAUCGGUGGGAAUAUCACUCGCACUCUCGCUAAGAAGGUUGUAGACGUGCUCGGAUGCCCAGCUUGCGAGGACAUGGCAACUGACGGUGGAAUAUACAACGAUUUCAAGAACGCCGGCAAGAUCGUGCAGGCCGGGAACAAAGUAACAGUUAUCAUGUCCAACUCAGAUACACUAGUAUCGCCGGAUGUCAGCAGGGUCGACGAGGAAGGGGCAACUAACGUUAUCGUUCAAGAUACUUGUCCCGACGACAAAGUUGGACAUGCAGGACUCAUGUGGGAUAAGAGUGUUUGGAGAUUAAUUGUGAAUGCGUUGGAAGAAAACAACGAUGCAGUAUUCGAAUGCGAACAGGGACUGGUUAUCUAA